CAAAUAAAGUGAAAAUUUUUUUACAUAGGCAAAAACUGAUGAUGAAUCUAAUGGGUAUACUUUUGAGAUCUCUAGAGGGUCUUCAAGGGGUCUCUGGAAAACUUUUCUCCAAAAAUCAUAGUAUAACAAUGUGUCUAAUAAGACGUGUUUUUGUUUAAGGUAUUAUCGUUCUCAGCUCACCUAAAUAGAUACCUAGAGUAAGUAGGCGAAGAAGUCAGAGACAAAACGCAUCGUUUCGUCGAUAGCCAAAUACGAAGACUUCAGAUCCAAGUGAUUCGUCAGGUGAUGAAUAUGUCAUGGAUAUUGAUGCUGAAGAAUUAAAUUUUAAUGAAAAGAUUUUAUUAACCGAUAUUGGUGACCUUGCUGAAAUGUGCAAGUUGAAAUGUGGAACGAAAUAUCUUAGCAUUUUGGUUUAUAUGUCAUUACGUUUCUUCGACAUUAAAUGGGAAAAUGUCGACGACAAAGGAGAUUAUGAAGAGUUUUCAAAUGAUUUACGUGGUGGUAAACAAACUGAUUCGUUUUAUGAUACCUUUCCCGAGAUUGAAGCAGAUACAAAAGCAUUUGUCGUUCAAACGUGUUCACAAAAGUCAGGCGAAUUUAAGGCUUUGGAUUUGGCUCAGUUUAUUGAUGAAAAAUAUUAUGAAUUACCAGAAAUUAAAAAACAAAUUGGCGAUGAUUUCAUAAGAUCGGAAAGAAGUUGUCGUCUUGAUCUUCGCAGACGGGGAGCUAAAUUUGAAGCAAAUUCACAACGCCCGUAUUUUGAAGGACAUAAAAGGGAAGAUGUAGUAUUGUGUAAGUUGUACAAAGCUGAGCCUGGCAGAUAA
This is a messenger RNA of Didymodactylos carnosus, 824 nucleotides long. The record is from the annotation of a GenBank genome assembly. Lineage: Eukaryota; Metazoa; Rotifera; Eurotatoria; Philodinida; Philodinidae.